UGUUAAACGUGGCCUGCUGUCGAAAGCGUCUGCUUGCGGCCGCUGUCUUGCUGUCUACGCUCUUCUGCGAUGCGCUCGGCCCGCUAGUCACUGGUCGAGUUCAUUGUCAGGCCAGAUCUGCACGCUUGAGGGCUCGCGCGUCUUCGCCGCUCUCUUGUCAUUUGGCUUUCUGACUCGCGACUGCUGAGACUUCGGCAAAAAUGCCGCUCUUCGGGAAGAAGGAUUCUGCCAAGAAAGCAAAGAAGGAAGCCGAGAAGCAGCCGUCGGUGGAAGACAAGUACGUCCUGAAAGAGCUGCUGGGAACAGGGGCCUUCUCCGAGGUUCGCCUGGCGGAGAGUAAGGAGAAACCGGGCCAGAUGUUCGCCGUCAAGAUAAUAGACAAGAAGGCGCUCAAGGGCAAAGAAGACUCCUUAGAGAACGAAAUAAAAGUUCUGCGAAGAUCUUGCAGAUAUGACGCCGUGGAAAUGAAGCCACUAGCAAGAUAG
Messenger RNA from Schistocerca serialis cubense, 485 nucleotides. RefSeq names its product calcium/calmodulin-dependent protein kinase type 1-like. The transcript has 3 exons. The record is from RefSeq and is a predicted model, not a curated record. Gene Ontology annotation, biological process: protein phosphorylation. Gene Ontology annotation, molecular function: calmodulin binding; calcium/calmodulin-dependent protein kinase activity; ATP binding. The coding region runs from base 201 to 485 and encodes 94 amino acids. Lineage: Eukaryota; Metazoa; Arthropoda; Insecta; Orthoptera; Acrididae.